CGCCUGCCGCGGUCGUGACGCGGCAUUGACUCGGACGCGGCACCAACGAACCUUGACGCGGCCACUGCUGACGCGGAUCAAACCUUUGAUACUCUACUAGUACUGCCUAGGCCUUCACAUUCUCUAUGGAAGUCAAGCUGUCAUGUUCUGAAUUUCAUUCCAUCGAGGUAAUCUCUGACGGCAUCAAGGUACUAGUAGGCAUAUAAAGGUUCUUUGCAUGCAUUGCAGUACAGACGACCCUCACGAAUCACUCGAUACCACUUUCCCAUUGCGAAAUAUUUAUGCUCCUUCAUCUUGAUCACAAGGUGACUAGUACCUGCAAUUGACCUCCCUAGAAACUUUCGUUCAGCUUGUCCAAAGACAUUGGUGACCGUAAUCAUGGGCAUAACUUUGGACGAAGCUUCACUCCUAGCUUUGUUCCUAGAGACUUUGUUUUACGGCGUAUUCCUCACGUUAUACUGGUUAACGCUGUUCAUUCUGCUCAAGAAAUGUGGUGUUCAACGGGACCUCCUUCUCCCAGUAGCAACCUUGCUGCUCUGCAUUGCAACGGCCCAUCUAAUUAUCGAUUUUAUUCGAGCACUCGAGGCGUUCGUAUUCAGUGUGCAUACAAUCAGUGCAGAUGCCUACUACUCCAACCUCGCUUCACCGUUGGAACUCACAAAAACCGCACUUUACAUCACGCAGCCCACUAUCGCUGAUGCUGUCCUCGUUUGGCGAUGCUAUGUGCUCAGCCAUAGAAGCCUCUUAGUUGGCAUUCCUGGCUUUAUCGUGCUUUUAACCAAUGGGGCGAUCGGCUACUAUGUUGUCUGGUCCCUUUCUCGAGCCGGCGCAGGGUCGACUGUUUACACUACCGCUCCUGCGUUAAUCACAACUUUCUAUAUAUUGACCAUGCUGAUCAGUAUUAUCUGCACCACUUUGAUUUCCUGGCGCAUCUAUCGCACUCGCCGUCAGACGUCAGACAGCCUUGCUGAUCUUUUACCCGUUGUUAUCGUCAUCAUUGAAAGCGGCGCUUUAUAUGCAACCAGUGUCCUUGCGCUCCUUCUAGCAUUCUUGACCGGAUCAAAUGGACAAUACCCCGCGAUGGAUAUCGCCCCACCUAUUGUGGGGAUCGUAUUCUGUCUCAUCAUCCUGCAAGUACACUUCCACGUAGGUGACCCCCAACCCAGCAGCCCGCUGAGUCAAAGGGCUUCACCAAUCUAUUUCGAGAGCGAAGUGAGCGGAAUGUGGGUCACAGCACGGAACCGAUGACUGCGCACAUCACGGAGAAGACGCGGAUCAUUCAAUUUGACGCGACGCGCAGCCAACCGUUUCCAGGGGGAUGACUGAUGUAUGGGUCCAAUUUUUGCUUCCCCGCAAGGGUAUUGGAAACCCUACGGUUGACCUGGCACGAAUGAUGGUUUCGUCAUAGCUGGGUUUUAUGGAUCUUCAAAUGUGCAGAACGGAUACCAUUUUCUGUUGAACAGAAUUUAUAUCAAGCUUGCACAAAGGUGGCAAGGCACCAUGUAGGAAUGAAUACCGCUCAGACAUAUCUAUUCAUACA
Suillus clintonianus is the source of this 1540-nucleotide messenger RNA. RefSeq lists its product as uncharacterized. The coding region runs from base 379 to 1248 and encodes 289 amino acids. NCBI's taxonomy places the organism in Eukaryota, Fungi, Basidiomycota, Agaricomycetes, Boletales, Suillaceae. The record is from RefSeq and is a predicted model, not a curated record. The transcript is spliced from 8 exons.